AUGGCAGUACAUGGUUAUACACGGCAAUACAUGAUAAUACAUAGUAAUACAUGGCAAAACAUGGGUAUACAUGGCAGUACUUCGCUAUACACGGCAAUACAUGGUAAUACAUUGUAAUACAUAGCAAUACAUGGUAAUACAUGGUAGUAUAUGGCGAUACAUGGCAGGACAUAGCAAUACAUGGCAGUACAUGGUAAUACAUAGCAGUAUAUGGUAAUACAUAUUAUUAAAAACUGAAUCAUUGGAUAAUGCAAUUCUAGCAUUUUGAUUGGCUUAGCCGUUAUGGUAUAUGAGCUAAUAUACCAUGUUUUCCAUAUAUGGUCGGUGUACGCGUCAGUUUAAAAUUGGAAGCUAGCUGAGAUUUUUUUUCGCGAAGGAUAGAACGGCGCCCGAAGCAAAUCGUUUUAAUUCAUUUCUUAGAAUACUAGAAAUGCAAUUUCAGCGCAAGAAAAGAGGCAAAAACAAACAAAAAAGCCACAAGAGCUUGUCUGAAAGUUUGUCGAAAAACACAUGAAAACACAUGGAACUAAAGUACCUUGACCAGCUACGAAAGAAGACAAGUGUUGUUUCUUCAUGAUCGCGAAGCCAUUCGCCGAUCAAGUCACUCGCCGAUAGAUAAUUGCAGCUUGUUUAUCCGACAUCAAGAAUAUAAAUCACAAGUAACCAGCUACAAAUACAGGCUAUGCAGCCAUUCACUAGAGCAAUCGAGGCGGCAGUAUAGCUUCUUUUCUCGUUCAGCAAAACCAGCUUGUGGCUUCAAACAACUUCAUAACAAGCGACCGAGGUAAUACCGGUAGUUUUUCUCCGUUGUUCUUACUUUUAUAACUGCACCGAAAAUCCAAAUUCAUAGUAAUUUCGACGGCUGUCACUUAAAAAUUCCUUUCCUUCACAUUAUCUGCCAGGUUUUUUAAGCUGUUCUGCUGUGUAAAAUCCUAGAAUCACGAUGAGUUUUUAAAAAACUAAUGUUCAUCGCUACAAUGUUUUGAUUUUUCAUUCAUGCAGUCUAGGCGAGUCCGUUCGCGCGUUGACAGUUUUGAUAGACGCGUGACAUGUCAAUAGCGGAAGUCCCUUGUCUUUUCCGGUUUGUUCUAGUCGGGGCAAUUCAACGAGAUUUUGUGGGCGUUUUUAAUAAAACAAUUAUUCCACUCGGGCUUGUUGGAUAUGAAAUGAUUAUAGCCAACUCGGCGCUAAGCGCUUCGUUGGCUAUCUAUAUAUCAUCUCAUAUCCAACGCGCCCUCGUGGAAUAAUUGUUAAAUAAUACAUGGCUAUACACUGCAAUACAUGGUAAUAUAAUGGCAAUACAUGGUAAUACAUAGCAAAACAUGGGUAUAAAUGGCAGUACAUGGCUAUACACGGCAAUACAUAGUAAUAUAUGGCAAUAAAUGGCUAUACAUGGCAGUACAUGGUAAUACAUGGCAAUACAUGGCUAUACAUGGCAGUACAUGGUAAUACAAGGGUAUACAUAGCAGUACAUAGCUAUACACGGUAAUACAUGGUAAUAUUUAAGCAAUAGACCACACUUUCUAUGGGUUUACCGGCGUGAUAACCCACUUGGGAUGUUGGGAGAUCACGAGAAAAGCUUGUAAAUCACGAUCCGAAGGCGAGUGAUUUACAAGCUUUUUUUAGGUAAAAAGUAUGCUUUUAGUUCCGUGAUCAAGUCAUGUCUUCUCUCUAAAGUCAUCAUAAGCCAAUCAUGACUCACGAUUUAAUAGCGCUGAACUUUCUCAAAACUCAGUUCAGUCAAACAACAAACAGCAGCACUUCAAAACACGAGUUUUUGCACUCAUAACACGAAAACUUAUGAAAGCUGUUUUACAGGAAAAGUCAACACAUAUUCAUGCGAACGUACAGUGAAAGAAUACGUUCGUGGUUUGUUUACUACAGAAGUAGAAAUUACUUGAACAUCAGACUGUACGCAGCUGUAUUUUGUUGAGUCGAUCCGUAAGAAUUUCGUGCUUACAGACGGAACUGGCAGCUAUUGUAAUGGAGGACUUCAUUCACUUUUUACAUGCCGCAGUGGUUUUUAUUGUGAUCAAGAAAUGCUGCGGUAACGACGUGGCUGCAUUUGCGAAGUUGUCGCAUGUAACUUUAUAUGCUCGUACAGCGACCGAUGGAAAUAUGUCGAAGAAAGGUUUCUUUGCCGUAGCCACAUAUUGGCGUUAAUAUUUGUCGACUUGUGAAGUCAGGUGGUUUGAGGUAGGUUAUGGCAUGGAUAUCACGGAAUAAUUUGUGCAAAUGUUGGAAAAGACCAGCCCGAAACUCUGACAUCUUUCAUCAUCGUUGGCAGCUUGUUUACAACCUACAGCGGCCGAUUUUGUAACAUAUCUUGAUCAGAGAUCUCUUUUUGGAACAAUUUCUUUCAUUAAGGAAUUUAAUUUUGACAUAAAAUAAAUCAAGAAUGCUAAAACUAUCCGUUUUGUUGCUGGUUGGCACUUGGUUAAGUUUUCCUGGAGACUUUCUACACGAGAAAUUCACACAGUUGUUGUCUUUCUCUGCGAUUUGGCAUCGUUGUGAAAUAGUUGAAAUGUAAACUGCUUUCCAGCUUUGUACUCAGUUAUAACCUCUAAAGCUAUGGCAGUCGCGAAUUGUGACCCCCAGUAAUAAAAUGUGGAAACCAACGCUUUUAAUAUUAAGAAGGGCUGGGUAAGUAACUUGUUCUGUUUUCAGCCUUUCUAAAAUCGUUGUUUGCAGAUCAAUAGCCGGUUUUGUUUAUGGCUCGUGGUGCGGAUGCCUUUUUCUAUGGGUUUACCGGUAUAAUAAACCAUACGUUUUUGACCAAUCAGAUCACGCGUACUAUCUCAGUUAUUUUAUAAAUGGCAAUACAUAGUAAUACAUGGCAAAACAUGGUUAUACAUGGCUAUACACGGCAAUACAUGGUGAUACAUGGUAAUACAUUCUAAUACUUAGUAAUACAUGGCAAUGCAUGGUAAUACAUGGUAUUAGUAUAUACACACUCAGUGAUCUUGGUAAUUCAAGCAAUCUGAUUGGUUAGCUAUCUCGGACUAUGACGUUAUAUUCACCGCGCUAGGCGGUGAAUAUAAAGCCGAACAAAAUCGCUGUCGUGAACUGGGUGUUUUGCCAAAGUUUCAAAGUAAAACCUUUUUGAAAAUACACGAAUAUCCAAGUGCUGAUGACUUUGAAGGCAAGAAAAGACUUCAUGGUGUUUAAACAGCGUGAUUUAUUGUGAAGUGGUUUACUUUAGCUGACUUUUUGUACGCUCGAAUCUAUGUUUACCACUACAGAGGAAAACGAGGUCGCUUUGUCACUGUUUUGUGAUUUCGGGAUUUUCUCGCAAGACCAAUUUUGCCUAUAAAUAGGAGUUAAUUUAUGGAGAAGAGAGGAAGGCAAAUAUUUUCGAAAAUUGUACGUGCCACCAAGUUAACAAGGCAAAGAACUUUGGAGAUAAACAACGCUCACCUUGAUCGCAGCCGCUGUUGACAGCAUUUGCAAGAAGCGACGAAGAAAACUUUCUCAUUCAUGGUGAGUUGACAGAAACAAAUAAAGCUCUAGAUACUUUUCUUCCCAGAAUUGGGUAGUAAUUUAAAUUUUCGGCGUUUUCUUUUAAACCGUUGAUGCUAAAGCUUACAAAACUCGAUACAAAAGGAUUAAAACUAUCAUUUGCCAUGUUUGAAGAUACUGUAAAGAUCUAAGUUUUGCGCAUCCACUGUUUACGGCUUCGUGUACACGCAUGAAUUCACCCGUCAAUCAAACUAAUCGUUUUUUAAUGGUUUCCUUUCCGAUUCUGUUGAGAUCACUUCGUGUGAAUAUACUAAAACAAUUAUUCACCUCAGGCUCAGUUAACAUUGUUGAAUAAUCCCCUCGACUUCGUCUCGGGGAUUAUUCAACAAUAUUAACUUCGCCUUCGGCGAAUAAUUGUUAAAUAUAUGGCGAUACAUGUCAAUACAUGGUAAGACAUAAUAAUAUAUGGCAAUACAUGGGUAUACACGGCAAUACAUGGUAAUACAUGGCAAUACAUAGUAAUAGCGGGGCUCCCGCGCGCGCGAAGUGCGCGUGGGACAGAGCCCCAUACUCAUGGAAUAUGGUCAACCUCUUUUCGUUUGGUUGUCACGUGAUUGACCGAGCGUACGUACGCGUCUACGGAUUGUACGGGUGGGGUAGGGGAGACUAUCAAAAGGAAGGGAGGGGUGUCUCUGGCGUGUCUUGGCAAGUCCACAUCUUUUAUAUAGGACAUUCACUAUAUGGUCAAUUGACAGCUGUCAAAACAGGAUAGCCAUUGACCAGUAUCCCAUGCCCAUAUCGCGGGCUUAUGUGUCAACUCAUCGAGGUGACGUGAUUUAUUUGGAAUCUGUCCGCUGACCAGUUAACUGUCUUACUAGAUCGCGAACAAUGUUCAAUCUCAUACUUUCUAGCCUGGGAACACAGGAAAACUGAUAAUGCACGAUAAUGCACACACAUUGGACAUCAAUGUUUUGAUCAAUUGACAGCUGUCAAAACAGGGUACCCGCUGACCAGUAUCACUUGGCCGUAUCGCGGGCUCAGGUGUCGACCCAUCGAGAUCAAGUAUUUUUUUGAAGUUAUCCGGUGGCAAGUAACUAGUUUUCAAGUGAUCGCAAGCUCAAGUUUAUUUUGGUUGUUAAAUUCAUAUGAAAUAUGUUGUGUCAGGAGCCGAUAAUCGGAUUUCAAACUGACCUCGGACGCGAAAAUUCAGCCAUCUAUUAAGGGCAGGGAAGACAGUUGCUUUUGACUUUUCUCACCAUGGUCACGCGUUGGUCACGCUCUACGUUCAAUUUUUAUGCUCUGAUUGGUCAAAAUUUGACAGGUGAGUUCAUGCGGAAAAAUUAUGCAGCGUCUUGAAUCUUGUUGACAGCUGAAGCUGACAGAGUUUUGUGUCAACUAGUGAUGUUUUUAACUGUCUUUUUCCACUGAAUGUACAAAAUGAAAUUCAGCUGCUAUCGGGAGUCUUCUGCUAUUCAUGGCUAGUUUGUUUAUUGGGUUUUUGGAUGAGAAAUACGUCGCUUGUCAAAGUCGGAAAUCCGAUUUCGGAUGGCAUCGUUUUCGUUUUCACCUUGCUUGAUGUGUAAGAGGGCUGCGAAGUCUGAAGCGAUACUGGCCUUACUUGAUACCUUUCAGGAGCUGCGUCUCGAAUGGUGAGCCAGAGUAAUUAUUGUAUUUGAUGUUUGUUUUUUAUAUCUAACUUAAUGAAGUCGAGCGUAGUUUAUGAGGGUAUUUAGUUUAUGCACGUUUGUAAGAUUAGAGACAAUGAUCUAACCGAGUAUCAGGUUUAAUAUAAACUUACAGAACUUUAAAAAGCCUUUUGACAGUUUCUCACCGCAAAUAAAAAGAAAACGUUCCAAAGAAUAUUUUAUUAUAAUUCUGGCUGUAAAAGAAAGCUGUGAGUGAUUUUCUUGCCUCGAGUUCGUCUUUGAGAAAAGCAAACACCGGGAAGCUGGCUUAAAACAUAAACUGUCUUAAGCUUUAAGCUUGAAGACUCAGGAUUUUUAGAGACACUUUAAUACUUGUCUUCCUGAAUGAAAAUUGUUGUCUCUGUAUAUGUUUCACCGAAUUAUAUUUCUUUUAUUGAUUGUUAGUAGUCUCUCUUGUAAUUUUAAUCGCUGUGCCGAUUGUUUUCAGUUGUUCAGUGAACAUCGCGUGCAGGACUACUCAAAAUGCCGCGCGUUAAACCAUUUUAAAAUAAAAAAGUAAACAAUAAAUUCUUUAUUCUGUUGGAGCGUAACUCUGUAAAUGUUCAUUCAAACCAACACUCGCCACAGCUCGCACUACAAAAAUGAGAACCGGAUGGCCGUAAAGCUGAUUUUGGAAAUUUUUUUAACGGUUUAGCUGAAAAGCCCACGCGUACUUCCAUCGUCCUUAAUAUUGAAUGAGUGCCAUUUGUAUUGCAAAAUUGUGAAAUACUGCUUUCUAUCCAAGAUCUGUAUGAUAAAAACAGUGCCUCAUAGUAGUUUCACCUCAGAUGUUAUGUAUCAGUGGUAUAAACGGUUGGUUUAUACGCACCCAGAUUUGUUGGCAAGAUUUUGCAAAGUAACUUGUCGAACGCAAAAAAUUCGUGCCUGAUUUUUUUUCCAGGCCUAAUUAAUCUACGGCGAUCAAGAGCCAUUAUGGCUCUUAAAUGUGAUCGAAGUUGAUUACCAGUUUUUGGGUGUAAAUAUGAGGCUAUCAACUCGAUGUAAGAUUUGGUUCACUCUUGGGCUGUUUGCAAAUUAUUUUUCUCUAAAAUCACUUAGCCUUUUCCUCAAAAGUCACAUAAAUGUGCUCUAAAGUGAACUGAAUUGUGGAAUACAAGUUUAUUGUUUGAUUUAAAUCAUGAAUUUAUUAAUGGGAGCCUCGCUUUUAGCCCUGGCUAAAUCUAUAUAUUACAUGGCAAAACAUGGUUAUACAUGGCAGUACAUGACUAUACACGGCAAUACAUGGUGA
Molecule: messenger RNA, 6393 nt
Organism: Porites lobata
Lineage: Eukaryota; Metazoa; Cnidaria; Anthozoa; Scleractinia; Poritidae
Source: the annotation of a GenBank genome assembly